Entrophospora sp. SA101 is the source of this 1098-nucleotide messenger RNA. The record is from the annotation of a GenBank genome assembly. Lineage: Eukaryota; Fungi; Glomeromycota; Glomeromycetes; Entrophosporales; Entrophosporaceae.
AUGUCAUGGCAUUCUUUUGCCAACCCUAAUAUAAAAGAGAGAGAUGAUGGUUUGGGUUCAGGUCAAUUACAUCGUCAUGGAAGAAAUUAUAUUCCUGUUGAUGAAGAAACUUUAUUCGAAAUUCAGAAUAAAAAAAACGUUGGUAAAAAAAAAAAAUCCCUACCUCUUCCACCAUCGCCUCCUCAACCUAGAUCUUAUAGAGAUCCUAUCCCUCCUUCUAAAACCAAGCCUUCUUACAGAUCUUCACCUUCCACUUCUCAUAGGCCACCACCACCAACGUCAACACCAACGUCAGCAUUAAAUUAUUAUAAUCAGAAACAAACAACAAUACCUUCAAGCACUCUGAAUUCACAAUCUGAUAAAAAUCCUUCUUCACCACAACAAGAUUAUUAUAAUCAUCAUGAUUCAUAUCCAAUGGUUAAUCCAGCAUUAGAACAGAAUUAUUCUACUAUUCCAAAAUGUGUUGAUAAUCAUGAUCAUGGCCAGCUUCUUUUAACAAUAAAUGCGGAACUUGAGGAUGGUCAUACUCUAACAAUCUGUGUUCAUGUCAAUGAUGAUCCUGCUGACUUGGCAAAAAAUUUUUGUGAUUCAUUGAAGGUAACAAAUCCAUUGUUGGAACCUGCAUUAGUAGCUUUAAUUGAAGAAGAAAUGGAUGUUGAAUUUGCAAUUGAGUAUGAACGAAUGAAAGGAAAACGGGCAUUGUUCCCGUUAGGCUUUCAUUGUACUGAUAAACUUGCUCAUGAAUUAGAAUUAUAUGGUCCUGAUUUUAAAAUACCUGACAAUAAUGACACAAUAAUUGAUGAUAUUAAAAAAGGAGUUGAUGAUUUAACAUUGAAUGAUAACAAUUCAAAAAAAUUAGAUUCGUCUGGAGCUGGCACAACAAAAGUGAUGCAAAAAAAAGGAAAGAAAUAUUGUAAAGCUAUGGGAGCAAAAAUUGAUUGGUGUCGAUCUUUCAUUAUCACUGAUAUAAAUCCUUAUUAUGAUUCAUUUGUACAUUGGCAAAUGAGAAAGUUGAAGAUGGAUUAUGAUCAUUAUUCUGGCGAAGAUCUAGCUCCUCAAAAAUAUACUGGUAUUAAACUCAAGGUGAUAGAAAGCUAA